Molecule: messenger RNA, 26777 nt
Organism: Pelobates cultripes (western spadefoot toad)
Lineage: Eukaryota; Metazoa; Chordata; Amphibia; Anura; Pelobatidae
Source: the annotation of a GenBank genome assembly
UGGAAUCGAGGCUCGAAACGCAGACAUGUAUAGAGGACACACAGGAGAUCUCACUGACAGUUGUUUCUGUAGCAUGCUUAGUGUUCUGUGUAAAGAAGCGACGAGCAUUCUAUUAUUCUUAAUGUUCCAUUAGUUAGAGAGUAUCGUUAUCAAGACAUCUGGCAGACGUGGGUGGAAAGGCGGCAUGCUGACAUUAGCCUGUUAAUUUUUUUUUAAAUAUAUUUGGGACAUUUCUUUAUGUACCUGUCUUUGAGUGCAUGAUAUGCCGCAGAGAGAACAGUUAAUCCCAAUAACAUUAUAGUUAGAGCGAUAUAUUUGUAUGAUGUAUGUACCCCAGCUGCUAUAGCAUUGAGAGGAAUAUAUAUAUAUAUAUAUAUAUACCAGUUCUGCUCUUGUGCUAAAAAAUGUUUUCUCUUACUCAAAGGAGAUUGUUUAGUGUGCUUUUCAGAGGGAGUGUUACUAAAACAUUCAAAAAUGAUCACGCUUUCAAGAGUUGCCCACAUCUUAGAAAAAUCAGCACUUCCUGCAAAAGGAAUACAGUCAUGCCAGCCUGGGUGAUUGAUAAAUAUGGCAACAAUGAGGUGUUGCGACUCAACAACAACACAAUGUUUCCGGUUAUCAAUUACCCCAAUGAAGUGAUCAUUAAAGUCCAGGCAUCCAGUAUAAAUCCGAUUGAUGUGAAUAUGCGAAGUAAGUUGUUUUCUUUAUGUACAACAAUGUUGAAUAAGUUGAGUUUAUCUAACCAGUUAUUUACUUCACAAUUCUGUUUUUUUAAGACGUGUGUAAGUUCAGUUGUGCGUUUUAUACCCCACCUCAUAUAGAAUGUAAGCUCGUUUGAGCAGGGUCCUCUUCAACCUAUCAUUCCUGUAAGUUUACUUGUAAUUGUCUUAUUUGUAGUUCAAUCCUCCCCUCCCCCCUCAUAAUAUUGUAAAGCGCUACGGAAUCUGUUGGCGCUAUAUAAAUGGCGAUCAUAAUAACUACUUGGCUUAACAUAACUAGUACGGUUCAAGGUAAGUAUAAUAUUAGAAGAAUUCUUUCUGUUAUUGAUUUAAUGUAAUAAUUCUUUAUUGUCAGAAUGGACCCCAUUUUUAAUGUCCCUUCUGAUACGUUUUGUACUCGUAUAUUAUACCUUCGUCACUGUUUUGUUCUACAAUAUUACUGUUCCGGAUUAAUCACUACACAGAGAAUUGUGGUUCAUUAACAAGGGACUAGCAAGGUUUUAACCCCUUAAGGACCAAACUUCUGGAAUAAAAGGGAAUCAUAACAUGUCACACAUGCCAUGUGUCCUUAAGGGGUUAAGCAAAAUUAGCCAAUGUGCAACAAUAACAAUAGAGUAGCAUUGUGGAUGAGAUGUGCAUGUGCAGCGAGCUUCGUGCUUGUCCAAUCAAAUUCUUCUCAACGAUAAACACUGAAUCCAGUGCUUCCUUACGAUAAGCAUUUGAUGACUAAACUCCGUCGUAUCAGUGAACCACCCACUAGUGGCGGUCAGUUUAGCUCUGCAAUGAAAACAUUGCUGCAUCUAAAAAAAAAAACGGCAAUGUUUUACAUUGCAAGACCAAAAGGAGAAGGGCAAUCCACCCAGACCACUUCAUUGAGUUUAAGUGAUCUGGGGGCCUAUAGGCCUUAAAGACAACUACAGUGUCAGGAAUACAAAUGUGUAUUCCUGACACCAUAGGUCUAAAUGACUGUUUACAUCCAGUUAAAAAAGGUGAUUUACUCACCUUUUUCCAGUGCCUCGCAUGUCCUCGUGCCUAUGUGCAUGUGUGGCAAAACUCAAUGCAUCUCUAUGGGGAAAGUUGCGCGGGAACGUCAAUCAUCUCUAGUGAUUGUCUGAGAAGUGGCCACUGAAGGUGUCCCUAGGCAGUAAACACUGAUUUUUCUCUUAAGGGACAGUGUUUACAUGAAAAUGCCUGCAUGUACUGGCUAUACUCACCAGGACAACUACAUUGAGCUGUAGAUGUUCUGGUGACUAUAGUGUCCCUUUAAGUGGUGUGUUUUGUAUACUAGUUUGACAGCACGUUUACUUACUUCCAAGUGAUGAUAUAGAAAUCCUUGAAAGAUAUCUUUUUGUAAUGGAUUUGCUGUGAGUAGCUUAUGCAAUGGUUAAACUGAUCAUGCUCCUUCUUUUUAUAAUGGUAAUAGUCACAAAAUUAAGAUUUUAACAACUGUACAUUUUUUUUCUAGAUGGAUACGGAUCUGCAAGUUUGAAUAUGACUCGUGAUCCUUUGAAUAUUAAAUCUUCUGGCAAUGAAUUUCCUUUGAUCCUUGGGAGGGAUGUUUCAGGGGUUGUAAUGGAAUGUGGGCUCAGUGUACAGUAUUUUAAACCUGGAGAUCAUGUAAGUGUGCAACAAAGAUAGAGAAAGCAUUUUACGUAACAAACGUAGUGAAUGAAAAAGCUAAUUGCAAACUUUAGGCUAAACAGUCCAUCAAUGACACCAGCGGAAUUGGAUAUAGUUUCUAAAUCAGCUACUGUUGCGUAAAUUUUCCAUUGAAGGUUUUUCAAAUACUACAAGAGACUGCGGUAUCUUACAUAGAGCCUGGAUCCCACGCUGGGAUUGGACAAAAGUUGACGGGGGAGCUCUGCUUUUGUCAACUUUUGCCAGUGUCAGGUUUUACCAUAAGACAAAGUAGCCACGUUCUCUCAUGGUUUCUCUGGGUUUUUUUAAUGCAUACUGAUCAAGACUGCAUUGGAGUUUCAUUGAAAUUCCAGCUCAGUUUAGAUUAAUAUUUCUUUAUGAAAUACUUUAAAAGUGAUAGAUUCGCUUUAACUCACAUUUGUCUUCACUACUGGCUUCUGUAUAUAUACCCAAAUGUUUUUGACCUUGGACAUAAUAUUAAUACUGUAGAAUUUCAGGAUGCCUGUGAGCAGCAAGUUUUUUAAGAAAGUUGUUCACGUUUCACAGGUUAUCUGCAUUGAAGUGCAGCUUUACUAACCAUAUGUACUGAGGUCAUUUGGCAUAGCAUAACAUUGGACAUAUUGAAAUAAAUAUGUAAUGUGCCGUUAUUUAAUGUCAUAAAAUUAUGUUCAGAUAGCUUUUGUAAUUUAACUAUUCGUAUUUUAACUCAACACAACCAUAGCUAAAAUGUGUCUUUGUAAGUGCAUAAAACCAUUAGCUAGUAGUAAACCGUUAAAUAGCAGCUCUACACAAUAGUGUGUGAUACCCUCUUUCCUACACAACAAACACCUUCUGAUGGUAUAAGAUAUACUUAUACCUCUAGUGGAGCACUAAAGUGGAAAAAUUCAAGGGGUAACUAAACCCAUUUGCCUUAGAGCCAGGAACGUAGGCUCAAUAUUUUAUUGAUUUUAUACUGGAGAUACUACACAGUGGUGGCCUCUCUCUUUUCUGUUUAUCUUUUCCGGAGGAAACAUUCCAUUGAAGGAGUGGUGUGAUGCUGUCCUACGAGCAUAACAGCCAUAUAUACGGAGCCAAUAUAUAUGGGCUCCAUCACACGUGAGUGACCUGAUUACCUAUAGGUAUAUUAUAUAUAUAUAAUUACCAUCUGCACUAUAUUAUGUUCCUUUUUUUUUUGUAUGUUAUGUACUUUAUAUACACUCUCCUGUGUAUAUAAAUACAUAUGAGGUGUAAGUUACUCGUAUAAUUUUUGCUCUUUAGUGCUCCAGUACAUCUAUAGUAUAUAAGUUUAUCUUAUACCAUCAGAAGGUGUCCGUUUAAUGUCUAGUUUACCGCCUUUUGUGAUGGAUUUCUUAAAAUAUAGGAAAACCGUGUAAAACAUCAUGUAGAAUUAAGGGUGGUAGACCAAAAGAGAAAGUGGUAUCAGUGAAAUUAUGGUUUGCAAGUUCUGAUACAUGUUUUUUCUUUGUAGGUAUGGGCAGCAAUUCCUCCUUGGAAGCAAGGCACUUUGGCGGAGUUUGUUGUAGCAAGUGGCAAUGAGGUAGAUACACAUAUACGAUACAUAAUGUCAUUAAGGGAUCCGAAGGAUUUCCACCUAUGUAACAAACAGAACUCUUAACUUUACAUAGCUAUACCAUUUAACUUAAUCACUUUGCAACAAAAUAUGUAUUUUCAAUUCAACCAUAUAUUAACGUUAUUUCGAUAGUGUAAUCCUAGAAUCACUCAAAUCUAGUUUAAUUUUAUAACUACCAAAACCUUGAGAGAAGUGAUUGAAUAUAUUCUUUUCUUUUGUCCUUGGACACGCAAACAUGCAAAUGGUCAAUGAAAAAGAUAAGAUGAAACUACUAUCCAUUAAACCAGAAGCCCUGUAUUGGGAGACACUUGGCAGAUUGCGUUGUAAUAUUUGUUUCCUCGUUCUGGUCUCUGUAGGUCUGCAGGUAGUACCCAGUUUGCCUCUGUUUAUGCUUUGGCUAUUCCCAAUCAAUAUUUACACUUUAUCUAUUUGGAUAAUUUCCUUUUUCCUUAUAACUUACGCCCAGGUCUUCUUUUCCUCCUAUCCUGCAGCAUUUAAUUUCUUGUUUUCCUAAAAUUAUAGUAUUUCUUUAUUAACCAUUUAUUGUUCUUUUUUAUAUAUUUUUUUUUUAUCUUGUGACCCCCAAACCUGUCUGUGUCAUCCCUAAUCAACGCUGUAGAAUUCGUAAAAGAAUGAUAACAACUGACCAUAUGAUGUGUCAACUAUCCAGCAACCAUUAUGCAUUCAUGAGAGCAGUGUAUUGCCUAUCCAAAAAUGAUUACAUAUUAAGCAGGAACCAAGCAGAGAUUACACUAAUUCUUGCUUAUUUAUUGCCCACAUUCAGCACCUGUUUAUCUUAUUUCAAUCAGUCCUACCAACCACAAGCAGCACUGAUUAGUCACGUAUCUGACACCCAUCAACUAGACAUGCAUCGCCCACACAUCUCCUAUUUCACAUUCAAAACCUUCACGGAUUUACUUUUUCCCAUGUUACAACUUUCUGUCAGUAUAAUUUCCAGUAUCUUGUUCAUCUACCAAACAUAUAAUGCUCUUUGAGGUAGGCUAACUCCCUGAUUUUUGCAUCCCUCCCUGUUGCAUGUGCCUCAUUCCAGAGCCCUAUUUAACCUUGCCCUGCAGAGGGUCUCAGGAGAAAGUAUUUCCUAAGUGGUUAAUCUCAUAAGAGCAAGCAUUAGGCUGCUAGAGUAGGACCUGCCAAGAAUGGGCUACAUUGGCGGCUGUUGUGGCAGACUUAAAGGACCACUAUAGUGCCAGGAAAACAUACUUGUUUUCCUGGCACUAUAGUGCCCUGAGGGUGCCCCCACCCUCAGGGACCCCUCCCGCCCGGCUCUGGAAAGGGGAAAGGGUUAAAAACUUACCUUUUUCCAGCGCUGGGCGGAGAGCUCUCCUCCUUCUAUCCUCCUCCGUUCCUCCUCCUGGGCUGAAUGCGCACGCACGGCAAGAGCUGCGCGCGCAUUCAGCCCGUCGCAUAGGAAAGCAUUUACAAUGCUUUCCUAUGGACGCUUGCGUGCUCUCACUGUGAAAAUCACAGUGAGAAGCACGCAAGCGCCUCUAGUGGCUGUCAAUGAGACAGCCACUAGAGGAUUAGGGGGAAGGCUUAACCCAUUCAUAAACAUAGCAGUUUCUCUGAAACUGCUAUGUUUAUAAAAAAAUGGGUUAACCCUAGAAGGACCUGGCACCCAGACCACUUCAUUAAGCUGAAGUGGUCUGGGUGCCUAGAGUGGUCCUUUAAGCAAUGUAUGAUCAUAUACUGUAACUAAGCCCUCAUUAUUUAUUGCCUAGGCUAGAGGUAUUUAAAAAAAAAAAAAAAAAGAUUACAUUCUGUGAGCCUUGAAAUUGCUGUUUAGUGAAUGAGCGAGUGUGCUAGAACUUGUAUGUUGUAAGAAUUGGCCCAGCACCCUUAUAAUGUAAGCAUGUUCAAGUGAGUGCAGCCCUCUUGGUUCAUGUAUAUAUAAAAUCUUUGUUUUGGCUGUCUAUUGGCAUCCCACCAUGUUCAAGUGUGUUUUUGUUUUUGUUUUUUUUAAAUAGGAUAUACAAAUAACUUUUCCCAGUGAUCGUGCAUCUCACUUGUUUGCUUUCAGGAAGACUUUAUUAAUAUUUUAAUGUGUUGUCUGUUUAUGUUUUCAGAUUUCACUCAAACCAAAAUGUCUUAGUGACACAGAAGCAGCAUCGCUGCCUUAUGUCAGUCUCACUGCGUGGGCAGCCUUAGUAAAUAGCUGUGGCCUGAAUAAGGACAACUGUCCUGGAAAACGGUAUGUAUAAAACCCAGCUUUAGUGCUACAUGUUUCUUUAUACUAUAUUACAUUCCUCCCAUGCACUCCCUUCCUUGUGUCUUGGAUGUCUAAUAUAUGCUUCAUGUUAACAUCGCAUUAGCUGGUUUUAAUCUGAAUGUUUGAUCCACUAUACAGUUGUAAGUAAGUUAACAACAUAUAUUGCAAAAUAUCUGUCUCACUAUACAGAUCUAAGAUGCAUCUUAAUGUAGUGAUUUUGGGGCAUAAAUACUGCUGCUGCAGGCUGCAGCCUUGCUGUGAAACUACCCUGUUUACAUUUUGCAAUCUGCACUCCUGAUACUCAGAGAGACAGUUAGCCAAUAGGGGCUUUGGACACACGUUCCAAUGUGAAAUAUACUAGAUUUCCAAAGUCAGAAUGCAAAUAUACUGACCACGGACACUGUUGGAGUCAUUCAUUAAAGUGAGAAUAAGGCGGAGCCUGAACGCCGGAGGGAACGGUCGCAAGAGAGACUAGCUCCGUGCCCUAAACGAAGUCACAACUGCAUAAAAUAACCCCCCCUUACACCAGGACCAUCGGAACCCACCCUGAGCACGUAUGGGCCGAAGGGGGAAAAAAAUGGGCCCACACAAGCCCACAUCGGGACUUACGCUAGGGGAAAUGUGGAGUCAGGCCCGGGGCGCCUGCGAGUCAAACAUGGCUGCGCUGCAUGGCGGAUGCUCGGACUUCUCCGAGGAAUUAUCUGACGACAUGGAGGAAGACUACACACCGACUCCCAACCCCAAGCAAAAGGUACCACAACAGGGAGCCGGGACAGACUCUAAACCAGUUACCACGGCAGUCCUCAAAACACUGCUAGCGGACCUGCAGAAACACAUCCACGAGGAUGUCACAGCGCUCCGCACGGACAUACAAGGCCUGACAGGCCGCAUCUCCACUCUGGAGGGAGCCUCACAGGCCCAGGCCCAGGACGUAAUUGCACUGCAGCACUCCAUACAGGAGCUGCAACAACAGAACCAACAACUUGAACGUCGCAUGGCAGCACAGGAAGACUCCAGGCGGCAAAAUAAUAUCAAGAUCAGGGGAGUCCCUGAAGAAAUAGCGGAGGCUGAUCUGCCAAAAGUCAUGGGACGCUUACUGGCAGUGAUUCUGGCAAACAGUCAAACCAUAAUACCUGCCCCAGAGGAGGUCUUUAGGGUCCCUAAACCUACGAAUGCUCCAGCCACAGCCUCAAGAGAUGUGAUAAUCACUCUCCGCAAACGAAAAGAAAAAGCAACAAUUCUUGCAGCCCUACGGGGAAGAACCCCCCUCCGCUUUGAGGCCAUGAACCUGACGUUCUACCCGGACCUCUCUGGAGGCACCCUGGCCUGGCGUAGGUCACUCAAGCCGAUCACCGCCGUGCUCCAGUCCCACAACAUCGAGUAUCGCUGGCGAUCCCCAAGGGCACUAACGGUGAAACAAGGGAUGACUACGCAUAUCAUCCAGGACAUGCACGAAGCACGGGCCUUACUGCAGACUCUGGGCCUGCCACUUGAAUCCCUCACCCAGGCGGAGUUAACCAACGAUACUCUUUCAACCCAUACCAGGACACCGGGCAAGGCCACAUCACUCACUCCCCGAGACUCCACACCGAUUACCUACGCAGCGGUCACAUCCUAGGAGCGACACCACACAUGCUCCGGGGGCACCCGACACAACACCAGACACUGGGAUGGUAAUAAAUACGAAGUAAACGGGACCGUCCACAGUACCCCACAGCUACCCGACCAACAAUCCGACUUACCUUACCAGUAACAUAGCCGGCUAACGCUAACUCCAAGAUACCGAUGACUACAGCUUUGCCCUACUCUCGACCACUACGGACUCUAAAGGGCCCACCACAGAAAAAUAACAUGGGGACUAUAUAUUACUCUGGGACAUCUUUACCCAUACUCUCGAGAGCAUUGUACGCUCUAUGCUUCCUGCCAGCCACUCACAAGAGUCCCAUUCCCGGAGACAUCACCACUCAAUUCUUACUACACUGGUUUCGUUAAUCCUGAUGCAGCGGGUUAAACUUUAACAUACCUGUGAUAUAGUGUAAAUAUGUUUUCGAACUCGUAUUUCUUACUAUGACAUGCUACCUAGCCCCUCCAGCUGCCACAGGUGUUUAGACAUCCGCUAACCAGUGAUACCCUAAAGCAGUCUGUCAUGUUUAACCUGUUUAUAGUUAACCUGUUUAAGCAUAACACGCAAGUCAUACACCUUUUAAAAGGCGUAAAGAUAAAAAGGCUGCCCGAAGUUUCGACUUAUACUUUACUUCUGAACGUAUGUUUCCUUAAAGCCUUUAUUGUUAUUAGAUCCAAAAUUAAUCAGACUUAAGCCUUAUAUACGGGACCCCCCAGAGGCGAUAUAGCUAUGCCGAGCCGAGGCACUGGCUGACAUUGCCAUGUGCCCUCGAGCAAGGUACCUAUGCCCCCCUCAGGAAUUACAGUCAUACCAAGUUCGCCGGCACCAAAGCAGGCAAUGUUUCACAGUUAAUUUUAUGCCUACUCGUAUCUCGGCAGAUUGCAUUUACUCAUCUCUCUAGCUCCCCUCCCUUAUUUAACCGAAGCUAACUUACUGAUUAAUCUUUGUGUUUUAACUAGCCCACAUAUAUAGCGGAACUUCGUACAAACUGCCCAUGGCAAGCUUCCCUCGAUAUGGAUACCUACAGUAUAAGUGUCGUCAAUAGCCUAAAAGUGUCUUAACUAAAACUUGCUAACCUGUUUCAUAGUGACAAUCUAACCUUAAUUUCAUAAUGUUAUUGCACUAGCUCUAAAAACAACUGCCAACCCACUCAACAUAUCCUUUAAACCUGUGGGUACCUAGGAAUGUUAUAUCAAUGCCUAGAAUGAAACAAAAUCUGUUGUUGAACUCAAAACUAUAUUGAUAAUAGUUUGUUUACUCUACCACUACUUAUCUUACUUUAUUUUAAAAAUGUAUGUAAACUUAACAUGCCACACAACUGUUAUAACUAUGACUAGUGAACCUGCUAAUGCUGUUGUGGCGAUACAGGUAAUGUUAUACCUACUUGAAUACCAAAAAUAAAGAAUUUAAAAAAUUUAAGUGAGAAUUCCAAGUGAACGCACAGUGAGUUUCAAAUUUAAUAGUUGAGAUUCAAAAACGAUUUCUAAGUCAGUUAUGGUUUCCAUUCAGGUACUCUGCCCUUAAAUUUAAAGUUCAGGUUGAAUUCUCAUUUAAGUAAAUUACCCUUUGUGUGUCCAAUGCUCUUCUUUGCAAAAAUAAUUGGAUUCAGUGCUUCUCAUAGAGAAGUAUUGGAUUUGUGGAUUGCUGUGCUUACUGUGCAUGCACAUUGUGUUCUCAAUGCUUUCUCUGAGAAGUAUCUGAUUGGACAAUAGUCUGGAUAGAUGACUUCACAGAAGGUGGAAGACUGUCUUGGCAUUGGUGAUGUGAAAUAAAAUUAGAUAUAGGUUUUUUUUUUUUUUUAAAUGGGCAAAUAUUCUAAAGCCAAACAACAACAUAUCUGUUUAAAAGGAAAAAAGUAUACCUUUAAAUCAGCACAGUCACUUUUGCGUUUUUCAUAACCAUAGAAUCUUUGUGGAAAACCCAAAAGUAUGUUGCUUUUUUUUUAAUGGAAAUUUCAGCUUUUUAAAAAAAUAUCAUAAGAGGAAACAGGGACUACUUUAUCUUAUAGGCAAGACUGUUUUUGGCAAUGGAUUGAAUAAAAAGUUAUAAUGUAGCUCCUUCCAGAUGAAAAUUUUAGGAACUAAAGACAUGGACCAAGAGCAAGGUGGCGGUUCUGAUGGGUUAGUGGUUCUAAUAAGUAUAACUUACCCGAACACCUAUUUUGUUUUUAAUAUGAGCCAAAGGGUUAUGGGUUGGAAUUGAGCAUUGUGGUAGCAAACAUUAAAGGGAUUCUCCAGUGCACUGCAGGGCCCUCUAGUGCCCCUCUACCUCCCACCCCCCAUCCCAAGUUGCUGAAGGGGUUAAAACCCCUUCAGUGACUUACUUGAGUCCAGCGCCGAUGAGCCUUGGUGCUGGUCAGGCUACUGACAUCGCGACCUCAUGCGCGGCCGUCUGGCGAAGGAGACCUAAUGCGUACGCGCAUUAGACCUCCCCAUAGGAAAGCAUUAUACAAUGGUCAGGCUCCUGACGUCGGCGGGGGAGACCUAAUUAGGUCUAGUAGACAGACACUAGAGGAGAACUUAUAUGAAAACUGCAAUAAUUACACAUAAUAGUGCAAAAAACAAAAGUGGAAUACCGCGCCAACAAAAUAUAAGGUGACUAUAAAGAAUAAAAAGUAUAUAUAUACAUACAAGAUAGUUCAACAAUAUACUGAUUGGAUGUCAACCUUUUAAAAAGAAAUAAAAUAUGGACAAUAAUAGUGCAGUAAGUCAAAUAAAAUAAUAUAAUCUCAUGUGAGGUAUUUGAAAAACUGAUAGAAGGACUAACUCACACUUUCCAGAGCUACUAGGAGCUCUACUGUAUGGCGCCUGGACGGUAUAAUCCCUGUCUUAGGAUAUGGAAUCAGUGAUGAGGCGUAGCUUCUAAGUCUCCACAAUAGUACAUAAAACAGAGAACAUAGAUAAAAUCCAAUAGUGCAGUAUAUCUGGUGAAUAGUGUAUAGUAGAGAAGGUAAGUAUCUUACUUACAAUUUCCAGAGCAAUAAACUUGCUCUGGUGAUGAAAGCUUGAGGUGGUAUAAUCCCCACCUGAGGAUUUUAGAAGGGUCCAAGGUGCACCAGGAACGGAAGAUGUAUGAGGGAGCAGAGUAAAGAGUAAAACUAUAAAUUUAUUAUAAAAUAGUACAAAAUAUAAAAUAUAUAUGGCAAUAGUAUAAUCAAGAACAAGUCUCUAGCUCCACUUGACGCGUUUCGCCCUGAACAGGGCUUCCUCAGAAGUUUACAGAUCGGCAAAUUCAGUCCUGGUUAUAUAGGGUAUACUGAUUAAUUCAUCCUGUUCCGGUGUGUGCACUUUUCCGGUUUCCGGCGUGUCGCGUGCGUCGACCGGAAAUGAACCAACGUGAGUCGCCGGGGUUGAUGGGUCUUGUAGUAUCUUCAUUCGUAUUGGCACCGGAAGUUGCGGACGUCACCCAGAAGUGACGUAACGCAACUGCCGGUGAUUUCUGGGAAAUGUAGUCAAAAGUAAUUACUUAUAGUGUUCAAUAUUACAAUUGACACAAAAUAUUUAAAUGCAAGAAUUACAUAAAAUUUAUAGCAUAUUGCACAUAAUUUUGUGGCAUAUACACAUGUAUGCAUAUAUAAGAUACACACAUAAUUAAUACAAAACUUCAAUAUAUACCAUGCAGUUCCUACAGUAGAAUAAGAUGGAUAGAAUAAAAGAAGGACAGAUGGACAUUUGUGGUAUUAAUUUAUACAACCCAACAAUGUGUAUUAUUAUGUACAUAGACAUAGGAGAGGAGGAAUUUUAAACAAUAUGAUAUUAAAAGAUAUUUAAUUUUUAUAAGAUAUUCUAAAAUAAUGUAUUAUAAUAGGACUCAAUAAUAAUAACUGAAUAACAAAAAAUUAACAAAAAAUUAAUUAAUAAAAAAUAUAUAAUUAUAUAAAAUAUAUGGUUUAUAAAAAAUUCAAAAGAUCAAAUUCGACAUUUAAGCCGUUUGGAUACAGGGUAUCUAAAAAAUAUACCCACUCCAUUUCUUUUUUUUCCCAAUUUUUUAAUAAUAUCACCCCCUCUCCAAUGUUGGGAUAAUCUCGUGAUGCCCACAAAUUUCAACAAACGUGGAUCUUUAUUGUGCUGUUCAAAGUGGGAAGAUACAAGGUGAUUUUUAAACCCUUUCUCAAUGUUUCUACAGUGUUCCCCAAUUCUAAUUUUUAGGGGUCUGAUGGUUCUUCCUAUAUACUGUAGUCCGCAUGGGCAUUCCAACAAGUAAAUUACAUUUUUGCUCAUACAUGUAAUCGUCUCUUUAAUUUCAUAUUCUUUGUUGGUAUUAUAUGAUUUAAAUUUUGACGUAUGCUUAUUAGUCUUCUGGGUUUUUCUACAGGCUACACGGCAAUUACAUCUAAAAAAUCCUUUUUUAUUAUUUAGAAAAUUAUCUACAGCUUUCGAGUUUUUUUGUUUUGUAUAAUUUUUGGUGAAUUGCAUCUUUAAAUUCGGGGCACCUCUAAACACUAUUUUUGGGCGAUCCAGGAUGAUUUUCCCUAAAAUUGUGUCUUCUUCUUUUAAUAAAUGCCAAUUAUUUCUGAUUAUUUUCUGCAAUUGCUUAUUCUUGUUGUUGUAAUCCAGAACUAGAGGUAAGGUCUGUUUUAUGUACUAUUGUGGAGACUUAGAAGCUACGCCUCAUCACUGAUUCCAUAUCCUAAGACGGGGAUUAUACCGUCCACGCGCCAUACAGUAGAGCUCCUAGUAGCUCUGGAAAGUGUGAGUUAGUCCUUCUACCAAUUUUACGAAUACCUCACAUGAGAUUAUAUUAUUUUAUUUGACUUACUGCACUAUUAUUGUCCAUAUUUUAUUUCUUUUUAAAAGGUUGACAUCCAAUCAGUAUAUUGUUGAACUAUCUUGUAUGUAUAUAUAUAUACUUUUUAUUCUUUAUAGUCACCUUAUAUUUUGUUGGCGCGGUAUUCCACUUUUGUUUUUUGCACUUUUCUGAUUAUUAGCAGGUAUUGGGAAGCCCUGCUGGUUUGCUGCUGCCGCAUUUGUAGUCACUAUAGAGAGCACCUAUACUUGUUUCUUUUCAAUAAUUACACAUGCAGGGUUAAGGGAAGUGGAAGUUGGCACCCAGACCACUCCAAUGGGCAGAAGUGGUCUGGGUGCCUGGAGUGUCCCUAAAAGUAGAAUCUCAAAUAGGGGUCGACCAAUAUAGAUUUUUUUUUUUUUUAGCGCCGAUAUCGAUAAUCUAUGAACUUUCAGGCCGAUAGCCGAUAACUUACCGAUACCGAUAUUCUGUACAUUUACCAUUUAAAAAAAAACAAAACACUAUUUCUACACAAAUCUACUGUUAACUGAACGUGUUUAUUAUUUAUUUAUUUAUUGGGGGAGCAAUGGAUCAGUUUAGCACUGGGGCCCCAUGGAUUGUGUGUAACCCAUUGCUUCUAUCAGAGUAUUAUGUUUCUUGCCCUGCUAAUUGUACAGGUAGUUUAUUUUAUCAUCAGUGCCAAAGAAAUUAAGUAAGGGGAAAUAAGCCACAGUUGUGUUUGGCUUAGCCCCAUAUGAUGUUCAAUCCUGAAACAGGGUUGCUCUGAGUACCUUUGAAAACAUCAGGCACUAAAGUGGAAUAAAGAAAUUGGACGACAAGCAGCAACCAAAAGACCUUGUCACGAGUACCUGCAAAUGUUAAAUGAAAGAAAGAUCUGUAAUAAUGAAGUUACAGGAAAGAUCUGUUAACUGGCUCGUGAAGGAGGAGCUCUAGGUAACUUUUAAAGGACAACUAUCAUGUUCUUUCUUUUUGUAUUUUAAAAUGUUUAUUACAUUAAAUGAGACAUAAUGAUAUUUUUAAAAUGAUGUAUUUAGAUUUUUUGGAGAAUAUUUCAAUUUUUUUACCUUUCUGAAUCGCCAUGUUGGGUCAGAUAAGCUGCUGCUAUGAUUGCUCUGUGUGAGACUGCAGCAGCAGGCAAGUUGGGAUGAGCAGUAGUUGGUCUGAUAACCGAGUCUAAAACAACAUGACUGCUCAGCCUGAUACAAAAGUGAAAGCAAUAUACACAUUUUGAAAACAAUGUAUGAGUGUUUCAUUGAAUGUAAUACACUUUAAAAAGAAAAAGAAAUUAUGCAAAAAAACGGCAAGGACUGACUAUACUCACCAGAACUACAUUAAGCUAAAUUAGGAGAGUUUGGAUCUCAUUCUUCAAAUAACCUUCAAUAUGCCAAUGUUAACAGAAAGAAUUACAUUUCUGAAUCUUAAAGGGACACUAUAGUCGCCAGAACAACUACAGCUAAUUGAAUUUGUUCUGGCAAGUAGAAUCAUUACCUUCAGGCUUUUUUCUGUAAACACUGUCUUUUCAGAGAAAAUUCAGUGUUUACAUUACAGCCUAGUGAUAACUUCACUGGACACUCCUCAGAUGGCUGUUAGAGAUCUUUCCUGGGACAUGGCUGCCUAAAAUGCAUCCAAACAUUCAGUGUCUCCUCCCUCUGCAUGCAGACACUGAACUUUCCUCGUAGAGAUUAAUUGAUUCAAUUCAUCUGUAUGAUGAGAUGCUGAUUGGCCAGGGCUGUGGUUGAAUCAUCCUGGCUCUGCCCCUGAUCUGCCUCCUUGUCAGUCUCAGCCAAUCCUGUGGAGAAGCACUGUGAUUGGAUCAGGCUACCACUUCUGAUGAUGUCAGCAGUCUGCUUGUUUUUUCUGAGGCAGACAGGGCAGAGCCAGCAGCUUCAGGCUUGAAUACAGUAAGAUUUUGCUAUAUUUAUGGAGGCAUGAGGGGCCCAGGGGGGCUACAUGGUGGUUUUAACACUAUUGGGUCAGGAAUACAUGUUUGUGUUCACUGACCCUAUAGUGAUCCUUUAAUUUUUCCUUUUUUGUGCAUGAACAAACCAGUCCAUCACCAGAACUGUCAUUUAACCUAAUAUCUACAGAGUAUCAUUUCAAAUAGUAUUAACUGGGUACUGGCAGAAGAACCAAUGCUAAAAUAAUUCUUCAAAGCAGCUAGUAAUAUGCUUCCAUGUAAACCCGUAUGAGUGUCAGCUUCUUUUACUAGAGCAUCAGUUCUUUUAAAUUUGGAAAGGGGCUGCGUUAGUAACUUUAUAUACAUCCGUAAAUGUUUCAAAUACGUCCUUAGCACAUGUCCUAUUAGGGCAGUACAUGGACUUCCUUACUCUUGAUACAUUAUAAACAUAUUGGUCUGGCUUCAUCUGUGUUCUGUCAGAAGACUAUAGGAUUGAUAUCUCACUUGUGUUGCAUUUAAUGGACUGUAUACAAAAGGAAUUCUAAGUACCAAGCUAAUUGGUUUGGUGCAAAUUUAGGUUGCAUUAACGACCUGGGCAGAAAUAUUAAGCUAAAUCCCUGCCUUACUGUCUUUCAAUUAGUUUCCUUAAUUAAGAAUUGCUCUGUACUUUGCAAUUCCCUGGUUCCCAUGACUGUAGUAUCAUAUGAUUUUUACAUCAUGUUAGCAACCUAUUCAUAAAAUGUAUAUCCUAAAAAUUCUAUUUUUGAUUGUGUAUUGAGGUGCACACACAUCUGGCUGCUUACACAAGCCACACUGGAAAAAUCUAGAAUGCCGGAAGAACAAGAAUAUAAACAUCUUCGCUAGCAUAGCAACGCAUGGAUACAUUUGUAUUAUGUUUUAAAGAUCAUUUUAUCAUAAAUCUAUUUUAAAUAACAGACUGGAAAACAAAAGAUGCUGACUAAUAGUAAUAGAUUGUGUCAGUACCAUUAGCUCUGUUAAGAUGCUCUGUUCUGUUGUGUACACAUUCUCAUUAAAUGUUUAUAUAUAUUUUUUUUAAUAUAGAGUACUGGUUAUUGGCGCCUCAGGUGGUGUUGGAACAGCUGCCAUCCAGGUACACAUUUUAUGUUCUACUUAUGCGUUCGUUAUAUAGCACAGUUAAUAUGAUAUAGCUUUGUUGAAUUGUAACUACAUCUAUCACUGCAACUAUAAGCCCACCCCUCUGCUCAACUACAUCACUGGCAAAACGCCUCCCUGCUGGCAAAUGCCCAGAAGCCAUUGUUUUCCGCUCCACCGCUUGCAGUCGGUUUCAAACCGUUGUAUGUGGGAGCCUGAUGAUUGGGGGACAAAAAUAAAAUAAAUGGAGGUAUUGGGAAGGUAAUAAAACCACACCACUAUUUAUGUGUCCAUGUGCAUCAUUAUAAUCCGUUCUGUACUAAACUACAUAAACCUUUUAAUCCCCUGCUCUUUUAGCAUUUAUCAGAUAUAUGCUUAACACAAUGGAAUUUCUUAGAUUUCAACCGUAGCAUAAUCCAGGGAGGGUGCAUUGUAAAGGUUGUGAAUUCUGAAGCUUUAUGACAAAUGAGGGAACUUUGAAGGCAGUUUAUCUUUUUAUUUAUUAAUUUUGUAUUUUCGUUUUGUUUAUUCGACUGUACUUGAAUGCAAAAACACUCUAGUUCCAGUUCUCAAUGUUGUGUUCAUGUUAAAAUGUUAGCUAAUGUUGAUUUUGUUUUAUUUUUCUCACAAAACAUCAAACGUUUCAGCUGCUAAAAGCAUGGGGUGCACAUGUGACAGCAGUUUGCUCUGAAGAUGCCCUCUCCCUAAUGAUGAAUCUUGGAGCAGAUGACGUUGUUGAUUACAAAGCAGGAAACUUGAAAGAGCAGCUAAAAUCACGGCAACUGUAAGUGUGACUAGUGUGUGUGUGCUCCCAAAUUGGUGCAGCAUUUAACCUGCCCCUUAGAGUUGCCAGUCAGCCCAACAAACCAUAUUUCAGGAUUGCGUGCGUUAUUUUUGUCCUAGUUGUGCUCACAGCCCAUGAACAUCAAACUAAGUUCUCCCUCCUCUCAGUAGCUGCACACACCCUAGUUCAAUACACAAUAUGUCUGCUGUCAGAUUUUAGAGUUUGUUUUCCUGGCAUCUAUAGUGGUCCUUUAACGUACAGCAUGGCCAAAACAGUCCGGUCCUUAAGGGGUUAAAUGUCCCCAACCGUAUUAUAUAUUUGUAUCAUGUUACAUUUUUGCUUAUAAUAAUUUUCACACAUCCAGGGCAGCUAAAUAAAAAGAACUCAAAACAGAUUCACAUAUCCGUCCUGAUCGUUAAAUGCCUAAUAUGUCUAGUAUCUAAAUUAAUUUUUUUGUUGUAAACGCUAAUCCUGUACUAUUCAUCCCCCAAAGCAAUACCAAUCAUACCCUAACCCUACGAUUGUUAAUGCUAACCGUACAUCUACCCUAACGUUAACCCUACACUAUCCUUAGCCUUAAAACUGCAAUUACCUUAACACUAACUGUACAAUUAACCCUAACCCUAUGGAAACCCUUUGCUAAUAUUAGUACUGAUAUUAGCAUAUGGAUUUCCUAGUAAAAAUAGUAAUGUUAUGUUGCCGCCAUCUACUGGCUGUUUUCAUUAUGGCAGGUUAAUUUCCCCGUAAUAUGGAAAUCAAACAUUCUGUCCCAGCCAAUUACACUGUAAAGGGUUCUGGGCAGCUGGCAAAGCCCAGCACCAAUCACAGUCAGCAUGGAAGACUAUGUCAGGAUCUCACUUAACCCCUUAACGAACCACUUCAAAAAUAAACGGGAAUCAUGACUGAAUAUUUCCGUUGUGUGUCCUUAAGAGGUUAAGUAGCUGCCAGUUGAGAAUCACCGUGGCUGAGCACAAUCUGUUAAGUCAUGGUGUUCUUAAAGUAUUGACAGGGCUGUAUGCAAUGCUCACUUCCAUUUGUAUACCUGCAUAGAAUUACAUGUACUUGGCUUAGGAGAGGAGCAGCAUGCAAAAUCAAAACAAUGUAUCCACAGUAACGUAUUCAGUACUGAAAGGCAAUGAAUAUAAUUUGAAUUUGUUAGGAUUUUCCAUCUCAUCAACAAAUGCAUUGGAUUUUGAUAAAAACAAAACAGAGGCACCCACCCAGCAAUAUAAUGGAUUUACUGAGGAUUGUGUAUUUAUUUCCAGAUUAUGUAUGGGAGUUUAUACCUAGGUGAAUUUAAAAGAUAACCUGGUUAAACAAAUGAAACCCAACUCUUCAUUUACCCUGGAUUUUAUCUAGUUACCGAAAUUCAUAGAAGUUUAUACUUGGUAUAAUAGACUUGUGCACAAAUGUUUUUCAGCUAUGAUGACUGCAUCAAAUACCAUUAAUCUGCGCUCGAACAAAUUGUUCUGCUGGGAUUUACAUGUGAUGUCUUAUUCACUUUGAAUUCUCACUUUAGUAAAAAAAGGAGUAUUCAAGGUGAUUUCAAAGUGAAUUUCACAUUUAUAGGAACACAAACAUUUAUUCCUGACCUUUUAGUGUUAAAAUCACUAUCCGGUCCCCGCCUCCUAAAUAUAGUACAAUCUUACCUUUAUUCCUGUCUGCUGGAAUUGACUGUGCCCCUGAUCUACCUUCUUGGCUGACAUCAUCAGAAGCAAUGAUCUUAGCCAAUCAUAAUGCUUUCCCAUAGGAGAUUGUCAAGAAGUUGGGACAGGGGGCAGAGCCAAACCCCACUCUGGCCAAUCAGCAUCUCCUCAUAGAGAUGCAUUGAUUCAACGCAUCUCUAUAAAAAAAAAAAAAAAAGUUCAAUGUAUCCAUGCAGAGGCUGGAGACAUUGAAUGUCAGUGCUGCACAUUGUGCCGCACUAUCCCAGGAAGCAGCUCUAGCAGCCAUCUGAAAAGUGGCCAGUGGAGGUAACCCUAGUCUGUAAUGUAAACACUGCCUUUUCUCUGGAAAAAAAAAUCCUGAAGGGACUGAUUGUACUCACCAGAACAAAUACAUUUAGCUGUAGUUGUUCUGGUAACUAUAGUGUCCCUUUAAGAUCAAAAUAGUCGUAUUGGAAAAAAUAUUUGUCAGCUAUGCUUUCUGUUUGACUACUCUAGCCUUAGAUUUUAAAUUCACUUUGAUAUUAGUAAAUAACCCUGACAAUUUUGUUUUUCCUUUUUCUAAUGAAACACUUUUUAACCCCUCUAAACCAACUGAAUCCAGGGAUUUUCUUAACUACAUAGUGAUCUUUCUUAGUGGUAACUUCUAACCACCUACUUUGUUGUGCCUAUCCCUAUUAUAAACAUAGCUGUAUAAGCAAAAACUGCUACAUUGGUGAAUAAUGCACAUGGGUUGAUAUCACACUGGGGCAUAGCCAGUUAUAAUAUUAUUUACAAAGACAGAAUUGUUCAUGUUUAUUAUGUGUUGAUGUGGCUGAUAUGCAUUAAUUUCCCUUUUAGGUUUGAUGUUAUUUUGGACAACAUUGGUGGACCAACUGAAAAACUUGCUCUUCAGUUCCUUAAGCCAUGGUCCGGAGCCAGUUUUGUCACACUUGUAACUCCAUUUUUGUACAACAACGAUAGGCUGGGUAUAGCAGAUGGAAUGAUGCGUACUGGGAUCACUCUAGGUUCAAAAGUGAUGAAGGUAAGCUUCGAUGCUAAGAAUCUUGCAUCACAAAAUGGAAUGUCUAAUAGACAAAUGGAACCUCUGGAUCACUUCCUCUAAGAUAAAUCUAUUACUUGCUUUAAGGGUUAUUCACACGUUUAUUUACUGAAGUGAUAUUCAAAGAGAAUUUCAAAUGUAAGGCCAGAGAAGCUGAAGUGAUAGCAUAGCUACCUUUUUCCAGAAUUUUUCCAGUUUGGCUAUAUUGUCCUUAAAUUUGAAAUUUACUUUAAAUUCUUACUUGAUUAAAUAAACCUAUAAACCUCAAAUUGUCGUCAAUUAAAAUUUAAAUUUAGGCAAAACAAAAUUCCACCUUUGCAGUAGUCAGAGAUUGAGUAUUUGAGCUCAAUGAAGUGGUCUGGGUGCCAGGUCCAUCUAGGGUUAACCCUGCAGCUGUAAACAUAGCAGUUUCAGAGAAACUCCUAUAUUUACAUUAGGGUAAAUCCAGUCUCUAGUGGCUGUCUCACUGACAGCCGCUAGAGGUGCUUCCGCGGUUCUCACUGUGAAAAUCACAGGGAGAAGACGAUGGACGUCCAUAGGAAAGCAUUGAGAAAUGCUUUCCUAUGGACUGUUUGAAGGCGCGCGUGGCUCUUGCCGCGCAUGCGCAUUCAGCGCUGAUGUCGGCCGAGGGAGGACAGUUCUCCAGCGCAGAGGGAGCCUGGUGCUGGAGAAAAGUGUUUAACCGCUUCAGUGCCCUUCAGCCCAGCGGGAGUGGAACCCUGAGGGUGGGUGGGACCUAAAGACCCUAUGGUGUCAGGAAAAACAAGUUUGUUUUCCUGGCACUAUAGUGGUCCUUUAAUGUCAGCUUGCUAUUUUGGCCUGAGCAUACAGAAUAUUUUUUUGUGACGGCUCACUGAAUCUAGAAACCUAUAAUACUUUUCUGCUUCUUCAUUUGUAGACCAGUAACAAUACAGAGUAUCCUCAAAAUUGUAUCCUUUGUGUUCCAUUCUCCUAUAUUAUGACAGAGUGGUAAAAACUGCCCAUGAAUAGUGUGUUGCUCAAUGUAACUAAAUUAAUGCUAGAAGAAUUGGAAACCUUUAAAGACUAAGAUAAUAAUCUCUAUGAUAAUUUCAGUAAAAUAUGCCUCUAGGUUUUUAUCUUUAGGACACGGUACAGUCAGCCCAAUAUAGAAACUUUCAGGUGCACUAUGCUUGAUCCUGGGGUAAAUAUUCAGGCAAAUUUGAACUUUGAGGCAAGUCACAAAUUAAACACAAACACUCUGGGGCUCUCUUAUAUCUUGCUUGGUGUACUAGCUCAGCCCAAAUACCUCGACAUAAAAUCACAGUGGUUCCCAAAAGUAUUUGGCGAUUUCCCAGUUGUGUUUAAGGUGGUUUUAGAAAAAAAGUUUAAAAAAAUAAAUAAAAAUCUUGGACACAACUAGGUAAUCCCUAAAUCAUGGACUGGUAGGGGUGCAUCAAUGACUAGUUUGGGAACCACUGCAAUAACACAUAAAGACCUUGGAAGUCACAUUAUCCCUGGAAUUCUGCGUAUUGUAGUUGAGUUCUCUUGUUACCAUAGUUGCCAAACAUGACAAAGCCGGCUUCAGCAUUCAAAGAGAGUAAUGUUGUCACUGGAUUUAAAUCUCAAGUCUAAACUCUGUCACUCUAGUUCAAUGUGGACAAUCUUCCACCUGACAUCUCCCUGGUGAAUUGAAACCGGAAAUACAAAUAAUUGAGAGCAUUAUAAUACAGUAUAAUGAAAAAUACAUCAUGCAUAUAUGUGUCAAUAUUGAUAUAUUCUCAAAGUAUUAACAUAACCUUUUUCUCAGAAACCUCAAAGUGUCAAUUGUCAAAAUGUGUAUGUGUAUAUGUAUUUUUGUUACCUCCCCACUCCAGCUGGUAAGACAGGAAAUUAAGAAAGACUUGGUGUACUUCUAAAUCUUCAGUUUUUUUGUCUUUAACUCUACGACAGGUGCUGUUUCUUUUAUUGACACAGAUCCAUUUUCUUUUUAGCUCAGCUGGUCACACUUUAUUGUAGACCUCCCAGACAUACCCCUCUAGUAUUUUGGGGCUCUCCUUAAGUCCCCAGGAUCCUUGGUUUGAGGCAGUGAUGCUGCUCAGAAAUAAAAAUGUUUUUUAAAAAUCACUAUGUAGUAGAUAUACCACCAAUAAAAACAUGCAUGCGUUUCAUUAUGCAUUAUUUUUUUUCGUUGGGGUAUAACAGCCUGCAAAAUGUGUCUGCAGCCUUUGGAAGUCAUCUUUCUUCCCCAGCUCAGACUUUCUGUGGCUGUCCAAUCACAGACUUACCAAUGCAGCUACUAAAAUCUGUACUUUUUGUAAAAUGAAAAAAAGAGGACACGAUGUUCACACAUAAAGCUCUUCAGCAAGCCAAAUUGCUUUACGUGUGUGGUGAUAUCCUAUAAAAGGAGAUUCUACGCACCAUAACCGCUUCAUCUGACAACACUUCAAUGAAGUGAAAUCUAUAUUGACAGAUUUGUGGUUGGUGGUAGUCUCUCUCCCCUCUUUAAUUUCACGGAUUUGUAGUAAGGAUGUCUGCACAUUCACGGUUAGCCAUGCUGUUGGGGCAGCCCAUUUGUGUUGAUUGGUUGUUCUUCAAAACCCUGUGGGCAGUACUAUGUUUGUGAAUAAAAGAGGCUGUAUGUGCCAUUACAAUCAGUUCUUCUUUACCCUUCAAAAUGUAGCAUUGUCUCGUUAUUGGAGGGAACUGCUAUAAUCACACUGGGGAUUGCUAUGCUCUGCAUACUCCCUUGAGCUUUAAUCACUUAGCUCUUUUAAGAGCUUGUUUCUGAUACGCUCUCCUGGAGGAGAGGUCUUCCCCACAUGGUCCUGGAGGACAGAAGCUGAUCCAGGGUGGACAGAAGACCGUGAGACUUCAGUUAAGCUAUGGCGGUUGUGGAGUCUGCGGUGGUUGUGGUGGUCCGGUGCUUGUGAUCCUCGGCGCAGGCUAGGAAGCGUCCAUCAACAGAAGGUACUCAGUCGGAGUACGGGGAGUUCUGUUACACCUUAUUAAGACAAGAAAAAAUAAAUCACAUCUAAUACAUUCUUUAAGGUGUCUGAAGCGUUUGAUAAUUGUCAAGGGAUAUUGGAGUCUUCCAUUUUCCUCCCUUCACUGCUGCAGGUCUUUGGGUUUCUUCAUGCAGGCCCAACGCUCACUUCUUGUUUGUCACCAAGGUUGGACCACCCCUCCCCUUCAGUAGUCUUGAGGUAAAAUAUGCUUGAAAGUCUAGUAUCCUGCUGCCCCUUCUACACCUGCAGAGAUCUGGGGUAGAAGAGCCCAACAUCUGGGAAUCAGCCCACAAAGCCCCCACCCCCUCGCAAUUCUGCUGUCUCUUACACAAAACUAUUUGUUGCUUGUGACUCUGGCCUUAGCCCGACAAGUGUCAGAUGUUCAAGUUUUGUCUACUGAGAAAUUAUUCACAGCCUUUUUUUUAAUGAUUAAAUCGUGAUAUGUCCCAUGGUCCCAUGUCACAGUUCCUACUUAAGGUAGUGUCUAACAUUCCACCUGAAUUUGAUAAUCAUCCUCCCUGCCUUUUUUUCCCCCCAAGUUCCCACCCUUUGGUUUUUAUUGACUUACUAAUAGACUGAAGAUCUAGGGAAGGCGAUUUCUUCAUUAUACUAAUUCUUUCUUAAUCCCCUUAAUGACGCAUGGUGGAAUUAUUCCAUCAUGCUGUAUUAUACAAGCAGGGACUGUUUUGCUACUAGUAACAAGGAAAUCCCAGCUAUUAUUAGACAAUGUCAGCUGGACUAGAAUUGGAGGCUCCACAUUGAUAGAUGGGUUCAAUGUGAACACUGCACUCUGCUCUUUUAAUAUGGGGUUUGAAAUUUCCCAAUGGUACAGCUUAGUGUGACGAGAUACCCUUGUCAUGCUGCAAAGAGCAGGUAGAUGGUGGCAACAGAACACUCUGUUUUUAGGUUAGAAUUCCCUUUGCUAAUAUCAGUACUGAUAUUAAAAGAUGGAAAUCCUUGGGAAUGGGUUUGUGUGUAUGAUUAGGAUUUGGAUUGGUUCCAGCAAGUGAAUCCCUCUGCUGAAAUAAGCAGAGUGAAUACUUCUAACUCUAGGGUUUAGGAUUAGGAUUGAAACUUUCCAAAGGUAUACAGAUUGGUUAUUGUUGUACUCAGGAGUUGUUGCUGAGUAUAGAUAAAAUAAUUUCAUGACUAUGGGGCACAUGAGAUUUAAAAAAAUAGGCAGCAAAAAUACAUUGUGUAUCUAAAAAUUAAGACUGCAAACUUUGAAAACAAAAAUGGAACCCCAGUAAGGCUAAAAAUAUAUAAUGUGAGAUUCCCUGUGGUGUCUACAUUUGCAAAUGGUAAACAUUUAUAGAGUCAUUUUAAUGUGAGCUUAAAAUGCACAAGAGACCCAUCUUCAAUUUGUUGUUUAAAAAAAAAAUGAUAAUAAAAUAAACUGCACUAGGCACAGAGAUAUAACUGAGCACAAUUUGUUGAGUUUUUUAUUUUUAUUACAUUGGCACACAUCAAGUGUACAAAAUAAACAGGUACAUUUUAACCGAAAAACUGAAAAUAAAAUACCAUGAACUUUGAAAAAUUGGUGCUAAAAUGGCUGUGUAAUAAAGCUAUAUUAAGGAAAUAUACUAUGGCCUGUGGUGUCUACUUUACAUAUUAUUCUAAAAUCAUUCCACAUUGAAAUCUUAUUUUACUUCUUGUAUUUUGCGACCUGUAACUACAUGUAACUAUGAAUUCAUUAUCCUAUCUUUUUUUUUUUUCACAUGAGUUUAUUUGGCUCUCAUUUUCUUUUUAAGCAUUUAAGCAAAGGAAUUCAUUACCGAUGGGCGUUCUUUACAGCCAGUGGGCCAUCCCUGGAUGAAAUAAAGGAUCUGGUGGAAGCUGGAAAGGUAUGCACGUACAUGUAAAGGGACUGUAUAAUUAAACCAAUGACACAUUUUAAUGCAUUAUACAGAUAAUGUACUAAAGAAAAUUGCAACAAAAUCAAAUUAAAGAGAAUCUCAUUAUUUUUUUAUGGGGACUGAUCUUAUUCCCUAAACCGCUGUGCAGCAGAAGUGUUAAGGAACACGAUGGUCAUUUUAAUGUACACAGUGCCUUUUCAGAGAGAAUGCAGUGUUUACAUUGCUGCCUAGUAACACCUCUAGUGGUCAUCACUCAGUCGGCCACUAGAGGUGCUACCUGGGUCAGUGCUUCACAAUGUGCAACACUGAUGUUCAGCUUCUUCAGACUCUGCAUGGAGGCUCUGAACAUUCCCCAUUGAAUCAAUGCAUCUCUAAGAGUAAAUGGUGGUUGGCGCAGUGUUGCGUUUUCCUGCGCAUGCGCAAAAGAUUCCCAAUGCUUUCCUAUGGGAAAGCGUUGGAUUGGCUUAGACCAACAAGUUUAAUUAUCCACGGGUGGAGCGAGCCGCAGUGGAUCCACGCAGCACAAGGAAUUAAGGUGAGUAAAAUCACCUUUUACAUUGAUUACAGUGGGGGUGGAAACCUAAAUAGUGUCAUUUCAGCUAUAGUGACAGCAAUACAUGUUUGUAUUCCUGUCACAAUAGUGUUUCCCCCAACAAGCAUUUCCACUUAUCUCAUAGGAGGAUUGGAACUGCUCAAUAAACUAACAACCAUUCCACAGCUGCUACUUUGUUUAUGCACAGACGUGUUCCAGACUGUCUGAUUGACAGCUUUGCUGGUUUCUUAUAGUAAUGCCAUCUUUUCCAAAGAACACAAAAAUGAGAGUGAGCUCAAGGUCCUCUAAGCACCAUGUGCUUAAAAAUAAAUAAACUCCACUAUGCAAUUUGCUUGAACCUUUCAUCAUACUAAUUUGAUAAGUUACAGGUACCCUGAAAGUUACAUAUCUACAAAUGUUACGUGCACUAGAGAUAUACACAGAGCGAGCGAUAGAUAUCAUUAUUUUAUCUGUUUUCCAUAUAAAUCUUUGGGUUUUUUAUGUUCUUAUUUUCAUCAGUUCUUAUAAAUGUUGCCAAAGAUAUUUUAUCCUCACACUUUUGCCUAGAGUUUUAUUUCUUCUGCAUGCUCUGUAUCAAAACAGAAGCAAACACAUACUUCUGUUUUAUUACGGCCAGCUUUGUGGGUGUUUAUAUCACUGUUAGUAUCGCUGUACAAACAUCACUUUCCAUCAGAUAAUUCCAUGGUUUGAUUCAUGCGGCAGACAGCUAGGAUGCAAGGGCAAGUUAACUCUAUACGGGGGUUGAUGUUUCACGUAAACAGAUGUAUAUUAGUCCUUCUAAUCCCUGCUAUCUCUGUAGAAUUUAGUGUUAAUCCUUUUUCCCCGAACAAAACAAAAGUAUCCCAUGCUAGGAGACUGACGUGAGUCUGUAAAUAGACUGUGUUUUCAUUAUUCGUUUAAUCUCCUUUAAUCAUUACAUAUUCAGCAUGCAGCAGUCCUCUGUCGAUUUUGUUGCCUUAAUACAGGAAGGAUUUUCAUCUGAUUCAGUCAAUUUUAGCAGCGGCUGAAUGUUAUGUUGUCCUGCUCUCUGGUCAGCCUUUUUAGGAUUAGCCCAACAAUGAAUGCAAUCAAUAGAAAAGGCACAGUUCUGUAAUGCUGAAUAUAGCCGAGAUAAACAAUUUGGGGUUCAUGUCUCUGGGCAUAACUAAUGACUGGACUGGACUGCUUCUGCAAUGCAGAAAAUGGUCUGUUAUUGCAGAAACCUGACCUUAUUCCAUUUACAGCAUACUAUCAGGGUUAUCCACUAAAAUGAGAAUGUAAAGUGAAUUUCAAACUUAAGACCAGAGUGGCCACACUGAAUGAAGAGCUGACUUAGAGAAUUUUUUCAGUUUGGCUAUUUUGACCUUAAAUUUGAUCACUUUAAUGAAUAACACAGAUUAUGUGCUUUAUAUAUAUAUCGUAAUAAUAAAUGGUGGUUCGCAUACUGGCCUGCUACAUAUCAGAGUUUGGGUGAUGAGUGCUGCUGCUAUGGGAGAUAUCACUGUUCUCUAGUCUUUCUAGAUUACAAAUGCUUUUCAAAAAUAUGGUCCUGCAGCUAUUUUGUGUCCAAGCUCUCAUAAACCUCUAUUAACUGCAUCUUGUUUUGCACUGGUAACAGUUUAAAGGUGGUGUAUUUAUAUCUUCGGUGAACUUUAUUUUUCACUAUUGUAUUUAUUGAACAUUGUGAAGGGAUCCUGGAAUGAAUUGUGUUCCAUAAGACCCAAUACAGUCACUGCUAUUAUUUUGUUUAUUAUUAUUAUUAUUUGUAGACACACUCUAGAACCGGGGUACUCAUGAUAAACCCUUGCAAACAAUUUUCUGUGUUUUUGCCUGUCAUGUUUAUGGGAAUUGUAGUUUCUUUAGCAGCGGCUGGUUCAUAUAUAAUUCUAUGUACAUUAACACACAUUACACAUGUUAUGAACAUUCACGGCAAUAAAUCUCUCCUCCUCUCCCUGGUCCUUCGUUUCUCUCUCCUCCUUUACAGAUCCGUCCCGUCAUUAAUAAAGUGUUCUCAUUUUCUGAUGUCCCCAAGGCUUUCCAGAAGAUGGAAGAAGGUCAUGCACGUGGGAAAACAGUCAUUCAAGUUUCUGAAUCUAGUUAAUAAAUGAUCAUUUUUGUACCAUUGGAGAAUUAUGACAUUUGUUUGGGGAAUUUCCCAUUCUUGGAAAAUGGUGAUUUAUUUAAAAUGUAUUGUUAUUUUUGUUCUUUACAUAAAGGCUUAUAUGCGGAUGUUGGAACAAAUAUUCUGAAUUACUUCUCCAUUUACAAAAGAAAUCCAUUAAUACGUUACAAAGUCCCGUAAGUUUCUUUACGCCAGCCCGAUUAGGUUUCAUAAAAAUGUCCAUCUGCAGUUAUCAGGUUUCAGGGAACUUUCUAAAGAUAUAUUGUUUAAAUACUAG